Messenger RNA from Nicotiana tabacum (common tobacco), 1481 nucleotides. Its product is annotated as amino acid transporter AVT6A. Gene Ontology annotation, biological process: amino acid transmembrane transport. The record is from RefSeq and is a predicted model, not a curated record. Lineage: Eukaryota; Viridiplantae; Streptophyta; Magnoliopsida; Solanales; Solanaceae. Gene Ontology annotation, cellular component: membrane. Gene Ontology annotation, molecular function: L-amino acid transmembrane transporter activity.
GUAAAUUUCAUGUAAUGCCUUUUGCUGAAACAAAUUUCUAAAAACCUCCCUUAUUUCUUCCUCAUUCCCAAAUAAUCCCCCCGCAAUUUACCAAAAAUUACGAAAAUGACCUACUCCGACCGGAAGUACCGUCGGAGCCCUAAAACCACCCCUCUUCUGCCGCAAAAGGACUCCAAUUUCGGCCAUUUCGAAGCCGGAUUCGACGGCGCUUCCUUCUCCGGCGCUGUCUUCAAUCUCUCCACUACAAUUGUCGGCGCCGGAAUUAUGGCACUUCCGGCUACUCUUAAGCAACUCGGUGCAAUUCCAGGUCUUAUCGUUAUAAUCCUCGCCGCUAUGCUGACGGAGAAGUCAACUGAAAUGUUGCUUAGAUUCACCAGAGCUUCCAAAUCCGCCUCUUCCUACUCCGGCCUAGCCGGCGAUGCGUUCGGCGGAUUUGGCCGUACUUUAUUGCAAGCUUGUAUUGUGAUUAACAAUCUCGGAUUGCUUGUUGUCUACAUGAUCAUCAUUGGUGAUGUAUUAUCGGGGACUUCAUCAGAUGGGGUACACUAUUCAGGUGUAAUGGAAGAAUGGUUUGGUCAACAUUGGUGGACUGUGCGCUCUAACAUAUUGCUUCUUACUACACUCCUUGUGUUUGUUCCUCUUGUUUCAUUCAAACGUGUUGAUUCAUUGAGAUAUACGUCAGCCAUGUCAGUCGCUCUAGCUGUUGUAUUUGUGGUAAUCACAGCUGGAAUAGUCAUUGUUAAGUUCAUUAAUGGAAGCAUUGCAAUGCCCCGCUUGCUGCCGAAACUUGUUGAUCAGGCAUCUUUCUGGAAGCUUUUCACAACUGUCCCUGUACUUGUCACUGCCUAUAUUUGCCAUCACAAUUUACAUCCAAUAGAGAAUGAGCUAAGAGAUGGCAGCCAGAUGAAGUCAAUCGUCCGGACUUCAAUUGUGUUAUGCACAACUGUAUAUGUGGCAACCAGCUUUUUUGGAUUCCUUCUCUUUGGCGAUCAUACCUUGGAUGAUGUACUCGCCAACUUUGAUGGUGAACUUGGGAUUCCUUACAGCUCAUUGCUUAAUGAUGUGGUGCGAGUGAGCUAUGUCAUCCACUUGAUGCUUGUUUUUCCAAUUGUUUUCUUUUCGCUUCGCCUCAAUAUGGAUGGCCUCUUUUUCCCAUAUGCAAUUCCUAUUGCCUAUGAUAAUCGCAGAUUCUUUUCAGUCACAGCAGCUCUCGUCUGUUUCAUUUUUUUGGGAGCAAAUUGUGUACCUAGCAUCUGGGAUGCCUUCCAGUUUACUGGUGCCACAGCUACUGUCUCUGUUGGUUUCAUUUUUCCGGCUGCUAUUGUCCUUAGGGAUACACAUGGAAUUGCAACCAAGAGGGACAGAUUAGUGUCAUGGGUCAUGAUACUGUUAGCUGUUUCUUCAAGCACUGUUGCAAUCUGCAGUGACAUUUACAGCAUUUUCAAUAUUGGAGUUGAAGCUUAGUUCUCUAGGUAGGGGAA